Molecule: messenger RNA, 411 nt
Organism: Puccinia graminis f. sp. tritici CRL 75-36-700-3
Lineage: Eukaryota; Fungi; Basidiomycota; Pucciniomycetes; Pucciniales; Pucciniaceae
Exons: 2
Coding region: 1-411 (136 amino acids)
Source: RefSeq, a predicted model, not a curated record
AUGGCCAGUGUGACAGUCACCAUUGAGGGGACAACAGCCGGCUCGGGAAGCUUUCUUUUGAGAAAGAGAGCGAGUGAAGGGCGAGCGAACAAGGUGACUUUCACCACUCCAAGACUGAGUACAAAAGUGGGCAGAGAGCUGAGCAAGUCCCCCUUGGUAGCGAGAGGGGAGGGCGGAGGGCAAGGACUUAACCUAGGAAAAUCAAAAACAAGGCUGAGAGAGGGCUGGAGGAGGCAGUACACCACCACAACCCCCUCAUGCAAGGCUAACCAACAGACAUAUCACAAGACCUGUCUCAAGGGAGUCCAUGUCCCAGCGAGAAAAAGAACCCCCUUCCCCCCAUCCAACGCAGCUGCUCAACCGAGAAAACUGAAAAACCCUUGCGAAGAAAACAGCAGUGUGCGAAUCUGA